AUGAUUCACAGAAAGCGUAUCUUACAACAAAGUGGAAUAUUUCUCAAACAAAACCCAGGUGAAGCACAUCUCACCAUUGAUGAGUUAAAAGAUAUGGCUAUGAGUAACAACUCUGCUGCAUUAAUAUCUAAAGUAUCUAGGUAUGUUGGCAAUAUAGCUGGUACAAAUGCUUACUGGAACAAAGUAAAAGAAGAAUUAAAAGCUAUUAUAACAAGUGUUGGAGCACCAACAUUGUUCUUUACUUUUUCAUCAGCAGAUAUGCAUUGGCCUGAAUUGCAUGCUUUGUUUGGAACAAAUACGGAAAUUAUUACCAGUGAGAAAAGGCGACAAAAUGUCAUUAACAAUCCACAUUUAGUCGACUGGUUUUUCACUCAGAGGCUAGAAAGCUUUGUCAAGUACUGGCUUUAUGACACCCUUGGUGCCAAGUGGCACUGGUUUAGAUAUGAAUACCAGGGUAGAGGUAGUAGACAUUGUCAUGGUACUGCUAAACUAAAUAAUGAUCCAGGUUUGUGUGAACUUACUCAGACUGCUCUGAAAGGAUUCCUUGCCCAGAAAUUUAAAGAUGAGAAUGACUGUUCUGAUACAACAGAACUAGACCUGGAUAUUCAAGCUGGUAAGAAAGCUGCUGACACAGCAUGUCAAUAUGUUGAUUGGCUAUUAUCAACUGUUAACCCAAAUCCUCCAGAUGAGGACAUGUGGAUAAGACCUGAACUGCAUCCAUGUCAGAAACGUCAUAUUGACAUUCCACACUUUGAUGUACAAUCUGAUUAUGUAGAUCUUUUAAACAUGGUUCAAAGACACACUCGUUGUAGUACAGGCUACUGUUUAAGAAAAAAAUCUAAUGAAACUGAGUUGAAAUGUAGAUUUCAUUUCCCAUUUGAACACUGUCCUCAGACAAAACUGCAAUUUGAAGAAGUUCACAGUAAAGGUGGUAAUGUACAAUAUAGAGCAAAGAUUGUUACUAGAAGAAAUGAUUCAAGAUUGAAUAAUCACCAACAAUUGCAGCUGCAAGGUUGGAGAGCUAACUGUGAUAUUCAAGUAGUUAUUGAUCACUAUGCUUGUGUAGAAUAUCUUGCUAAAUAUGCUGCUAAAGGUGAACCAAGGUCUCCUCUGUUAAAACUAGCAUUUAACUCUAUUGUCAAGAAUGUUGACAAUAAUAGUGAUCCUCAUAAAGUUAUAAAGAAAGUAGUAAUGAAAACACUUGGUGAAAGGGACUAUGCAGCUCAAGAAACAAUGCACCAUUUGUUAUCUUUGAAACUGCAUAGUUCAUCAUUCAAAGUGAUACCAGUGAGUCUCAAUGGUUCACGUAGGGUCCGUGACAAUGUAUUGAUAGAAGAUGGUGAUUCUUGCACUGAUGACUCACUUCUUGAUGUAUAUGCUAACCGUCAACAAUACGACAGUUCACGUGACAUUGCAAACAUGAACUUUGUACAAUUUGCUACAACAUACAAAGUUGUUAACAAUGAGUUAGUAAAAUUACCAGACAAUGUUAUCCCAAGAAUAUUUCCUACUUACUCCAGCAACCCUAAAGGUCCAAACUUUGGACUGUAUUGCAAAUAUCAGCUUCUAAGGUACAAACCCUGGAGCACGACCCAAACCAAUGCAUGGGGUGACCAAGAACCAACUGAUGAGAUUCUAACUAAUCAUUUACAUGAAUUUUUGCAAACACCUUAUGCACAAACUCAUGUACCGGACUGGCUUGAUAAAUGGCAAACUGUUAUUCAAAGUCGACAAGAACUAGAAGACGAGCCUUGUGAAGAGCAAGGCAAUAUCAUAGAGGAAUGGAUGAUUUUAUCUGAUCUUCACACACCAUUUGAGAACUCUGUACAUGUACAAACACCAGAAUCAAUGUAUGAUUGGCACCAAGACAGAGCUCAGUAUUCUGAGCAACAAAUUCAGGAAAUGCCAACAUGGAUAAAAAUGAAAAAGGAUAACCAUAUUAUUGAUCAACAGUAUGAAGUGGUAGAUACAAACAGUUUCAGUGAAAUGCAAGCACUUGCUUACAAUAUUGUUAAUACACAUUUUGUUAACAUCUCACCUGAUAAAGAGCCAUUAUUCCUUAUUGUUAUUGGCGUAGCCGGGACUGGUAAGAGUUAUCUUAUCAAUGCGAUUUGCAACCUUCUGCAAUGUAAAUGUGUAGUUACUGCCACAACUGGUAAGGCUGCAUUCAAUAUAAAAGGUAUUACUAUUCACUCAUUGCUGAAACUACCUAUUGGAUCACGAGGCAAAAAAGAUUUAACAGGCCAGUCUCUUUGUCGACUUCAGGAAAGUCUAAAUGAGGUUGAAUAUAUUAUUAUUGAUGAAUAUUCUAUGCUUGGUCAAGUAACGUUUGGCUGGGUGGAUAAACGUUCCAAACAGGCAACAGGAUGUUAUGAUAAAGUACUUGGAGGAAAAUCUGUAAUCCUAUUUGGUGACCCUGGACAAUUACCACCUGUAGCAGACAAGCCACUUUAUCAUGCUAAGCCAUCAAAUUCUAUUGGUGAGCAAGGUUAUCAAACUUAUAGAAUGUUUGACAAAGUUGUCAAACUUACUGUCAAUCAGCGAGUACAAGGUAUGAGUUCAGAACAAGUUAAAUUCAGGGAUUUAUUGUUGCGACUCCGCAAGGGUGAGUCUACAAUUGAUGAUUGGAAAUUACUUUUAACUCGUCAACCCUCAGCCAUUUCUGAUUUAUCUGAAUUUAAAGAUUCUACCAGACUUUUUUACAGUAAUGACCAAGUUGCAAAUUACAAUCAUGAACAGCUGAUCAAACUUGAGCAUCCAGUAGCCCAUAUCAAUGCCCACCAUUCUUCUGAGGCUGCUAAAAAGAUACCUUCAGAAGAUAUGUCUGGAUUAGAACCUGCACUGUUUCUUGCUAAGGGUUCCAAAGUUAUGCUAACCAUGAACUUGUGGCCAAGUGUCGGCCUUUGCAAUGGAGCUACUGGAACAAUAAUUGAUAUUAUAUUUCAAAUCAAUCAUCAGCCACCAGACUUACCUGUUGCUGUAAUUGUUCAGUUUGAGAACUACAGAGGCCCUUCUUUUGAUGUCACUCAACCAUCAUGUGUCCCAAUAUGCCCAAUCACUGUCUCCAAACAGUGUGAAAAUGGUUUCCAUGAGAGGCAACAGUUACCUCUUAGACUUGCUUGGGCUCUAACGAUACACAAAAGCCAGGGACUUACUCUAUCAAAAGCUUGGAUUGAUAUUGGUAAAACUGAGAGAACUGCUGGAGUCUCGUAUGUUGCCAUCAGUAGAGUUAAAACAUUAACAUCCUGUGUCAUUGAACCUAUGACUUAUGAAAGAUUAACAAGCUUGAAAUCCUCAGCAAAUUUGCAGUUCAGGCUUGAAGAAGAAAACAGGCUUGCACAUUUGGCAUAUAGUACAUUAAAUGCAUUUAAUACCUUAUUAAACUAA
Molecule: messenger RNA, 3387 nt
Organism: Paramuricea clavata
Lineage: Eukaryota; Metazoa; Cnidaria; Anthozoa; Malacalcyonacea; Plexauridae
Source: the annotation of a GenBank genome assembly